UCCAAUGUCGAAUACUAUUUGAACGAAUUGACAUAUUAACUGGAGUUGCACGAAACAAAUUAGUAGAAAAAUUAAGUAGAAUACUAAUAAGAAAAGAAGCAAAAAUAUGUCACAAGAUCCCAUUUUGCAACAGUUUAUACAGAGUGAGCAACAGAAGCAGAAAUUCCAGGCAACAGUUAAUGAACUGACAGAAGAAUGCUUCGAUUUCUGUGUCACUUCUCCAGGAAACAAAUUAGGGUCCUCUGUGGAACAGUGCAUUAAGAACUGUGUAGACCGAUUCAUUGACACCACAAACUUUGUUGCAAACCGUCUACAAAGAUCAGCUCUGUCAGCAACCCCUUCAUCAGGCUUUGACUAACAAAUAAUCCUCCAAUGAUUUUAUAUUCAGAUAUCGAUAUCAUUUUGUUUGGAUUUGAACUUCAAUCUCAAUUGAUUAUCACACAUACAGCAUGCAAGGAUUCCAAAUGGAACUAACUACAUGCAACUAUUUAUUUAUGUACAUGAAUCAAUUGAAGAAGUUAAACUCUUGUGAAAUCUAUCUUACUUGAUUAUUUUCAUUAGAGAACUUUUUCACAUUAUUUUUCAGAAAAAGAUUUGUUUAUGCUUACAAACAUGAAUUUUCAAUAAAUUGUUUUUCAUGAGCAUUCAUGGAAUAAAUUUAGAUUCA
This is a messenger RNA of Magallana angulata, 667 nucleotides long. Its product is annotated as mitochondrial import inner membrane translocase subunit Tim8 A-like. Bases 107 to 358 code for a protein of 83 amino acids. The transcript has 2 exons. The record is from RefSeq and is a predicted model, not a curated record. NCBI's taxonomy places the organism in Eukaryota, Metazoa, Mollusca, Bivalvia, Ostreida, Ostreidae.